Messenger RNA from Closterium sp. Yama58-4, 3699 nucleotides. NCBI's taxonomy places the organism in Eukaryota, Viridiplantae, Streptophyta, Zygnematophyceae, Desmidiales, Closteriaceae. The record is from the annotation of a GenBank genome assembly.
AUGUUGUCGCAGUCGCUCCAAACCCCGCGCCGUUCAUCGCGGAAACCCAACCUCUCUCUCAGCCUUCCAGUCGUUGCCGAUGAUUUCCGUAGAGUCAACGCAUCCGGGCCGCCUCUCGACAAACGAGCCUCCGAGGCUCCGCCGGGUGCGCGACGAUUAGACAACCGUCAUCGCGACGCGGCAUUGGACACCAAACCGUCGCUGGCCGCUGCGACCUCAGUUCACGUCACCGGUGACGCCGCGGGUGGCACGACGGGCCGCGACGCGACGCAGCUCUCGUCGUAUGCAGGAGGUUCUCCGCGUUUGUCCGCUGAACUGGCGGCUCCCGCCAGAUCGUCCGCUGGCCAGCGGCGGUCCAGGCGGGCGAGAGAUGAUCGGAUCAGGGCGACGGAGGGCCCCUGCGCGAACAGUUCUUCCCGCGGUCGGGCCGUCGCAGGCGAUACGUGCAAGCCGUCGGAUGGGCCGUCCGUCUGCAGCCCAGAGGCGAUAGCUUCCCCCGUCUCAUUCUGCACCGCGCAGGAGGCAACAGCACCGCUUACGGCCGCCACGGGUACCGACGCUAUGCCAGUCAGCAGCACGCAAGGCAGCAGACUUGGACUGGCUGUUACCAGCGAUUCCGCUGCCCUUACCAGCCCAACCACCCCCCGGCUGUCCCCGCGUCCUCCCCCCUCCUCGCGCCCUCCACCGUCCCCGCAACUGCUUCGCUCGCCAGUCUCACGCGCAUCUGCAGGCACACCUGCACUCGACCAGCGCGCCGCCACCACCCUCGCAGCACGGCGAGCGCUUGAAACACCCAUUCCUCCUCUGAACGUGCCGUCCCCCACGCGUGUCACGCCCGUGAAGUGGCAGCCGCCGUCCCCCACGGCGGUGCGCAGCCCGCACGCGGAGCUGAUUCAGCAGCGCGCGGCGGAGGCCAGGGCGCGGCAGGCGCACAUGGACGAGGCGUGGGGAGCGCUGCUGCUGCGCGAUGAGCAGCACGGCUGCUCCGCGUGUGGGCCCUCCAAGGGCGCAGCAGGCGAGUGUGCUGCGGAUUCUUUGCCCCUGACUGCUGGUGGUGCUUCGAAGACGUCCUGGGGUGCUUCCUGGCAGCUUCUGAUGGCGUCGGGGCGGAGCCUCAAGGGAUGGAAUGGGGGCUCAACGGCAGCCAAGGAUAGUGACAUUAAUGGAGGUGUUCCUAGAGGGGAUGAGUUGGGGAGGCUGAGCGGCGGUGCAGAUGAGAGUGGUGGCGAUGAUAAACCUGCUGGCAGCAUUGUGAGAUCCAAGACACUUGGACAUGCAGCGCACACCUCACAGGAGGCACCUGUGGCAUGUGCAGCACAGGGCGACCUCCAUUCGUUGUCAUGCAGUCCCACUCUCAGCGCACGCCGGGCCAUUGGAACGUCCACCGAGGCAAGGACACUUUCGGUCAGCAGCAGCAGUCUAGUGGCUGACGACGACGGGGGCAGCAUCCCUGCUUCCCCCAUUGGGGUCAGCACGCGCCACUGCAGCUCGCUCGAGUGCUCCACAAUCUACUCCUGCGCCAUUCCCAGCCCUGAGACAUCAGCCUCCACCACCCAAUCAGUGCGUGUGAAACGGCACCCUGGGACUGCUACACGGUGUCUGUACAGGAGAGGCACGCCACGGAAGUUAUCCUCCUGCUCCAAUCUUCCCCAUUUGCCAGCAGCAGCAGCACCGGCUCUCCACACACCAGCAACCACCGUCGCUGGUGCUGCAAAUGCCGCAGCAACCUCAUGUGGUGGGGAUCCAGGCACACAACUCCCUGUUGCCUCCGCUGAUGAUUCCUCGCCUGCAGCUGCACUACCGAGUGCAUCGCUUCCACAUCGCAGCUUCUCAUCUUCCAUGCUCUCUGCACCGCCCCUGCUGCCUGUCUCGCCAAAUGCUGAGACGGGGGAGAAGGGAACGAGGCCGUCACAGAUGCGCAAGAGGGUGUCGUUCAACUCGAUGUUUUCUCAUCAAGCGAGGCGAGGACUAGUCAUCUCCAUGGCGCGAUCUCUUCACACGCCGUGCCUCAAGCCACUUGCCGAGCCGCGCCAUGCUCCGCGCAUGUUGCGCGCACGCCUGUGUCAAGAGCGAGUGCAUUCGUUCCCGCAGAUUGGUUCCGCCAUUUCGGUUAGAAGAUCGCCUGUUGGCCACGUGACUGCUCUCCGCGUCACGUCAAAUUCCGCGAGCCCGAGAGUCAGCGUCGCGGACCACAGACGCUCGUUUUCCGGCAGCGUGAGCGCGCCGAGCCUCCAUCGCUCCCCUUUGGGAACUUUCUCCGUUUCUUCUCAUGCAGCAGCUUCGGGAAAUGCCACCACAACAUCUGACGUGGCAGCUGAUGUCAGCGGUGUUUGCAAGCCGGAGUUCGCUGCUGAGCUGGCAGCAGCAGUCGAUGUGGUAGAGAGGGCAUGCCACGUGUGCCUUGCUGUGAGGGAGCAGAUGGUGUUGGAGGAGCAGGGGGGGUACAGCAGCGGCAGUGAGAGCGAGGGCGGUAGCAGCAGGGUGGACAAGAAGGACCGCUCGCCCGUCACUGUUGCUGACUUUGCCGUGCAGGCACUUGCUGCUCUCGAGCUGGCCCGCCAGUUCCCCGGCGUGCCCCUGCUGGGCGAGGAGGACGCCUCUCUGCUGCGCGCCCACCUCGCUGCCCCCUCUGCCCCCACGCCUUCGCCACCAGCGGCACAGGCAGACACUGUCGCUGCUAUGGGUUCAGCCACUGCAGCAGCAGCAGGCGGUGCGGCCAGUAGCGUAGCAGCGGGGGCAGCCGGGGCAGCAGGGACAGCGGGGGGAGGGGAGCAGGGGCCAUCCCUGGCGGAGAGGGUCACGGAUCUCGUUCUCUGCUUCGCCUCGCCCCACGCCCUUGCCGUGGCAGGCGCAGGGGCAGGCGCUGAGGAGGGGAGUGGGGGGCGGGUGGCAGCAGUGGAGGCGGUGCUGGCAGCCAUUGAUGCCGCUGCUGCUGCCACCUACGACCUCCAUGCUGCCGCUCGUGCUGCUCCCAGGCACCGACGAUACUGGGUGUUGGAUCCCAUCGAUGGCACGCGGGGCUUUCUCAGGGGCCGCCACAACCAGUACGCUGUGGGCUUGGCGCUCAUCCAGGACGGAGAGCUCGUCCUCUCAGCCCUUGGCCUCCCCAACAUGCCCCUGCCACGUGGCACCUCCUCACCCACUCAAUCUACUGGUGACGUUGCGGGGUCUGCAGGAGCUGACGAGGGUGACGUGGAGAACGAUUCAGAAGAUGACAUGUGGCAGAGGCCACGUGGAUGGCCGUCGCUGCCCCUCGCAAAAGGCCUGGAAGCCGCCGCUCCGCACGCCUCGCAUGUCACCGUGCUGCCGCUCUGCUGUGGCAGUCUGUGCAAGUACGCGGCAGUGGCACUGGGCUAUGCAGCAGUGUUCAUCCAGCACCCGCUGUCAGGCAGCCCGCACCUCAAGGUGUGGGACCACGCUGCUGGCGUGCUCUGCGUCACCGAGGCAGGCGGACAGGUAACCGACUUCGCAGGGCAAUUGCUUGACCUCGGUGGGGAAGCGGGGCAGGGUGAUCAGGAAGCGGCACAUGCAGCAGCAGCACAUGCACCCGAAGAAGGAGGCAAUGAUGGAAGCAGCGGCAGUGAUGGCAGCUUGGCGUAUUUCAGUCCGCAUGGAGGGGGGGUGGUGGCCACCAAUGGUGUGCUGCAUGCUCAAGUACUGCACCACCUGGCAACAGGCCUGCGAAUGCGAAGAUCGUAG